AUGAUGCGAGGAUCUUCUGGGUUGAAUAAGAGGGAAGUAAGGUUAGAUAGGAAUCAUCUAAUUUAUUGUCUCUUUUUCCUUUCCAGACCAGUUCCAGCUUCCCAAAGAGCAUCACUGCCAUUAUGGAUGAUUGCCCUUACUGUAUUUGGAGUGCUGGCUGUCUUGGGAGUUACAAUCGGUCUCCUAGUUCAUUUUCUAGCAGUUGAAAAUAAGACCUACUACUAUCAAGGGAAUUUUAAAGUUAGAGAUAUUCCAUACAAUAGCAAUUUUGAAAGAGAGACUUCUGAAGAAACUGCAUCUCUGAGCAAAAUGAUUGAGACUCGAAUGAUUGAUGCAUUUCAAGCUUCUAGCAUACACAAUCAAUAUAUCAAUUCUCAAGUCACCAACCUAUCCCCAAGCUCUGAUGGUGUGACAGUAGAUAUUUGGCUCAUGAUGAAGUCUUCCCCAGGAAGGAAAGCAGAUAUGAGAAGAAAAAUUGGAAAUGUCUUGAAUCACAUGCUGAGGAAUAACUCUGCAUCCCUGACUUUUGAUCCCUCUUCCCUUAAGCUUACAGAAACCAGUAAAGUCCAUGCUGAAAGGACAAUCAACAAUUGCUGUGGGAGGAGGGCAAAAAUGUCCUCGGCAUAUGACCGAAUUAAAGGAGGAUCUGCUGCUCAGGAAGGGGAAUGGCCAUGGCAAGCUAGCCUGAAGGUCAGGGGCCGACACUAUUGUGGGGCAUCUCUGAUUAGCAACAGGUGGCUGGUGACUGCAGCUCAUUGCUUUAAAAACUACAAAAAUAUAUCAGACUGGACUGUCAGUUUUGGGACUGUGGUAAAUCCUCCCUACAUGAAGAACAAAAUAAGAGACUUUAUUGUUCAUGAAAACUACGAUCCACGUGCCCACCAUGAUGACAUAGCUGUUGUGCUCCUUGCUGAACCAGUCUCUUUUACAAACAACGUGCACCGAGUUUGUCUUCCAGAAGCUACGCAGAACUUUCCGCCAGGGUCGGAUGUUGUUGUGACAGGAUGGGGAGCACUUGCAAAGGAUGGUUCAUUUCCAAAAUCACUUCAAAAAGCACCAGUGAAAAUUAUUGACACAGAGACUUGCAAUAGUGAAGCUUCCUAUGAUGGUCUCAUACUUAACACAAUGUUAUGUGCGGGUUACAUGGAAGGACACAUUGACGCCUGUCAGGGUGACUCUGGUGGACCACUGGUUCACCCUAAUUCUCGAAAUAUUUGGUUCCUUGUUGGAAUAGUGAGCUGGGGAGAUGACUGUGGCAAAAAGAACAAACCAGGUGUCUACACACGGGUGACUUCCUAUCGUUCAUGGAUUGCUUCCAAGACUGGUAUUUGA
This is a messenger RNA of Trichosurus vulpecula (common brushtail), 1332 nucleotides long. Its product is annotated as transmembrane protease serine 11B-like protein. Lineage: Eukaryota; Metazoa; Chordata; Mammalia; Diprotodontia; Phalangeridae. The coding region runs from base 1 to 1332 and encodes 443 amino acids. Gene Ontology annotation, cellular component: plasma membrane; extracellular region. The transcript is spliced from 10 exons. Gene Ontology annotation, molecular function: serine-type endopeptidase activity. Gene Ontology annotation, biological process: proteolysis. The record is from RefSeq and is a predicted model, not a curated record.